CUCGUGAUAUUAGAUGGUCGUGGUGGGAUGUGUUUUCGAUAAUUUUCCAGGAAUUCGUUGGACGCACGAGCGACUUGGUGUAGACUUAUCUCUGUGAUAUGCUCGUGCCGAUCAGUUUUUCAUAUUCAACGGAGACAUAUCAAAAACAGUUACUCAAUUCUUUCACAACACUUCCAAAGUCGCAUUUAGUUUUCCCGAAUGUAUUGCCUUACUCUGAAAAGGUGGCAGUAAUGUUUAAUGGUCUACAGACUGCACCGUCUUUGAAAUGUGCCAAUCCGAUGCCACAAAUUGGCUAUCCAUUCAUUAUCGGAGGUCCUGUUUUAGCAGUUGGCAAAUCAACUUUUUCUCCUGCUGGGUAUGGGAAUUCACAGAGGCUCGAAAAUGGGUUCGUUUUUCAACCCAGUCUGACCCGGAAAGUGUACAUGCCCGAAAAGUCUUUGGGAUUUGGUGCUUUUGGUGUUGUGUGGUAAUAUCGUAUGUUAUUGUUACCUUGUAGGUUGGUUGUUGAUCCACGAACAGGCGACCAGGUUGCUCUUAAGAGAAUCCCCAACAUUUUUGAAAGCGUUGUGUCUGCUAAGCGAGCGUACAGAGAAUUAAAAUUGUUGUUCUCUUUAAAACAUUUAAAUAUUGUCCGCCUGAUUGAUGUCGUAAAAGUCAGCAGUUCCUCUUUGUUCAGCGAAGUCUCCGUUCUUUGCGAAUAUAUGGAUACUGAUCUGCACAAAAUAAUCGUAUCCACUCAAUAUUUGUCGCUAGAGCAUGUCAAACUUUUUGUCUAUCAGAUACUAAGAGGUUUAAAAUAUCUUCAUUCUGCUGGUGUUAUUCAUCGGGACCUAAAACCAGGGAACCUCUUGGUUAAUUCUGACUGUUUAUUAAAGAUUUGCGACUUCGGUCUUGCUCGUUCAGUGCCAUCUUUUGGUGUAGAAAGAUCUUGUAAUCCACUAACCCUUGAAGUUGUGACUCAAUUCUAUAGACCACCAGAACUACUUCUAGGUUCGAAUUUUUAUACAGCUGCUGUCGAUCAGUGGAGCGUUGGCUGCAUACUUGGAGAGCUUCUUUGUCGUCAAAUUUUAUUUCAAUCUUCCAGCUCAUUUCGUCAAUUGGAUAUGAUAUUUAAUCUACUAGGAUCACCUAAUACAAUGGAAUUAAUUGACUUAGUUGGUUUUCCGUCAUCUAGCAUAGAUUUUAUUCGUAAUUGUCCUGUACGACCAUUUAAUCAUGUUGCUGUUUCAAGAAUACUCGUUCCGGCUAAUACUCAUUAUUUUCAGUCACCGACAGAAAAUCCACCUGAUCCUAAUUUAAUUAAUUUGUUUACAGGACUUCUAAGUUUUAGUUCAUCGAAGCGGUUAACUGCUGAACAAGCGCUAGAUUCACCAUUCUUAGUUGGAGGUAGAGCUAGAUUUCAUACUUGUCUGUGCUGUUGUUGUCCACCACGUAAUCAAAGUUCAAUAAUGAACGAUUCACCUACCCACUGGAGUAAUGUAGCGAAACAAGUAAAUCAUCAUCUUUUAUCUGUUGGUUCAGUGGGUACUCUGUCAUCAUCUGGUGGUACACUACCAUCUUCACUUCAUUCAUCUAUGCUAUCACAAAGUAGAGAUAUAACGUUGCGCAUCCCUUUAUUUUUGUCACCUCAUCUAAUGAUACCAACUUCUCUUGUACGGUAUAGUUGUAUUAAUUUGGAACCAACCUUUCAAGAUAUACAUGAAUACACUUAUUUAAAUACUGAAAUAGAAGUGAAUAACUUGUUUGAAGCUAAACAAAUAUUAUGGAAUCUAAUUCAGCAAUAUUUCCAAAGAGAUCCUAAUCGUACCCGAGUUGUGAUAAACAAUUCUUCGCCUAAUUUUCAAUCAUUUAUAAAGUCUUCAGUUGCAGGUUAUUUAAACUGUGGCGGUUGUGAAAUUAGUAACACGGUAAGACAGAUAUGGCGUUUGGUUGAGAAUGAUUCAUUUAUUGAUUGGUUUGGUCUAUGCCUUUAAUUGGACAGUUGUAGUCUGUUAGAAUCCUAGGUUCCUGCCUGGAGGAUUUGGUGAUCCCCUGCUACUAGACACGGAAGCCUGUUAAGCGAAAGCUUCUAUUCCGUCCCCAACCAUUUGAAGCUGAUUGGGCUCUAACGGCAAUUCCAGACAACUGGUUGAUCGACACAACUCGAGUUGUGUAGUAAUUACUACACAGUUUGCCUCGGGUGAUCUGCUGUUAAUUAGUCAUUUCAAUUUAGUUGUUAACGCAUAUAAUGCGUUUAUUUACUCGUAUUGAGUAAUUUUUAGUUGAAAGAGCUUGUAUAGAGUUAAUAGUCACCUGUGGGCACAUGUACCCAUAGAAACUGCGAACCCCGUUUGUAAAAGACCGUGCUUACUGUUUCCGAACUUAUUUUGUUGUUGAAACAAUUGAAACUUUGGACUUUUAAUUGUCAGUCUGGAGUAUUUUGCAACCUUGGUGUUUGGUUUAAUACUUGGAUAUCUCAAUUGUUUCUAUUCAGUCAAUAUUUGUUCCUAUUCAUAUAGCGACUUUUCAGGCUGCUAGGGAGAAUCGGUAAUCGGUUUGAUUCUUGGGAUCCGUAUUUUUGUUACAAUUGUCGUGCAGUUUAUGCUGUUCAGUGCCACAGUCACAUGAUUGUUAGCAAAUGUUUCGGAGUUAUCUUUCUCAGAAGUAAUUCCCCUAAAUUAUUUAAAUUUCUAAAGUUAAAUUAAAGAACUAGGUUUCCUUCUGUAUACAAUCUUUUCACAAAGCUUCCCUUGUAUGACGUAACAAUAGUUUGUAUUAGUCAAUAUGCAGUAACCGAGUCUUAAAAGCUUUAACGAGGUGACUUGCACUCAGUUGGAACUUUAAGUGAUAUAGCCCCGUAAUUUUGUGGAGAUGCUGAGAAAUAUUCGUAUUGUCGAAGUGCUACAAACCUGGUACAAUAGCAAGUUUGAAUUUCUGGAAUUCAAUAUUCCAUAUGUAGACUAAAGGUUAGAGUAUGAGUCGCUCAUCCGGUCAUCACCGUUUCCAAUUUUAAAUACGGUGAUUACGAUGUGUAUUCGUCAUGCCUUCGAUAGGAGUUCACGGUUAGAGUAGGGCACAACGUAUGAGAUUCCUUUGGCAAGACUAGAUCUUAGCAGGAACUACUCUGCAAAAUCAAAAAUGGCUGGGGAAGUUCCAAGGAACAGUAGGUUCCUUGUAUCCUGUGAAAAAGUAGCCUAUUAAUACCAUCUGUUCUAGAUUUCUGCAAGACUAUUGGCGCGCUUUGUAAGGUAACUUUAGUGUAUAAUAUAUUUGAAUUAUCUCUUCCUGUUGUCCAGUUAAAAACAUUGAUUAACUCUAAAGUUGUGAAAUAUGUGCUUAUUGCCUCCAGUUCAACAAAAUUGAAGUUUGGUGAAAACCCAGUGUAGUCUAACUAAUGGUAGAAGCCUUUAAUGCGCUAUAUAAACAGAGCUUUGCAGAAACAUUGGGAUACAAGCAAUUCUGAAGUUCCUUAAGGAUAAUGGUCCUGUUUCAGCAGUAAGACUUAUUAGUAUAUUGACCGUAAUCUGGGAAGUAGGAGCUAUUCUGUUUGACCGGUCUCGAUCUUCGAUCGUUCCAGUUUAUGAGAAAAGACAAGUAAUUUUAUGACAAUCACAACGAAGUCAGCUUGACUAAUAUAAUAUCAAAAGUGCUAAUCGUUGCUUAACUGCAGCUUGAAAAGAGUAAACUCGGAAAAACUAAGCUAGUUCCAGACGUACGUAUGUGUACCAAGUGUAUACUAUUUGUCAAAUCUUAAACAUAAGCAUGCUUAUAGAUUCUCGGUUACAAUGGUGUUCCUUGACCUUGGGAUAGGACUCGACUAAGUCGAGGUUUUGUGACGUUAUUAAAAGGUUUACUAAGGAAUUUCGAACCCUGGUCAAGUUAAAGCACGUGGCGAACUCAUUAGGAUUUUCAACCUCAAGUAGUGUUCGUCAGGGCUGUCCACCUUAGGCAACAAUCCAAGCAUGUUUGGGAUGCGAUUUUGUCUCUAAAUACAAAAUGGACUAGUCUACACUAGUACCCGAACUAGUAAUAGGAAACGAAGUGUUCAAGUGCAUUGACCACUUAACUUAUUUGAGAAGUCUCAUCAGCCCGGGUUUAUUGGUUUUUGAUGAAAUCUCGACGCGGAUUCAGUAUUCUGGGUUCGCGUUUACUGAGUUGUGUCCAUACACGAGUUUUAUGUUCAGUAGUUCACUCUUUUUCGUAGGUGUGAACCAUGGCCUUUAAGACUAGAAAAUACUCAUGGGCUACUAGUAUAGAACCACAGAAGUCUUCGAAUCUGCUAGUGUAUUUUGGGACUAUCAAGUAAGCUAAAGUCAGGCACAAAUCAAUAAUUAAAUAUAUCAAGUCGGUUGAUAAGUUGGUAAACCAUCAUUAACUCAGGUAGUUAGAACAUGCUACAUAUACCCAACUACUGUCUACCUAGGUGCCAAUGUUUGAUCAAGGAGUAAGCUGAGAGCUAGCAAUGAUUAAGUCGAUCAUUGAUGUUAGUCUGUGGAAUCACUGACUGUUGGACUGAGUCAUGCUACGUAUUUGGCACCUACCCAUUUGGUAGAUUUGAUGUUUAUCUUCCCUUGGUCCCUGAAUCCCAAACGUACAUCUUUUAGUCUUUUUUCUACUACUAUCAUUAAUUCUACACCAUGGUAUUUUUUUUGAUAAUUUUAUCGCGUGUUAAAUUGGUGUGGCUAUUCGAACCGAAACACAUAUUUUAGGUUCUACGUUGCUUAUGACUGAUCAACUAAAUGUCUUCAAGAGACUACAUUACUGAAGGAAGGAACAAACAAGACUAAAAAACAUUGUGAUUGACUGUUUGUUUAUUAUUAAAUGCAAUGCAUUCGUCCAGUUUGAAUUUUAUCGAGGGGAUUGAUGUUACACAUUUGGUUUGCAUCAUUUUGUAUCAGACAUUUCGUUCACUUGUGUGAUUUAUUUUUCAGACUCAGUUCCCUAAACUGGUGGUGGAAAUUUAUUUGGAUCAAUUUCCGGCGUUCACAUAUGCGAUUACUUUGAUUUUCGAUCGGAUUACUGGGAAACGGCAUUCUUACUAGUCAUCAAGUCCUUUCUUAAUGCCUAGAAUAUGCACACUAAACUAUAUUAUUCUCUGUUCAGGAGUUGUCAUAACGUGAGAUUCAUGUUUUAAUAUAAAAGUUUAGCAUUGCGCUGAUAUUCCUUGUUAGGUCGAACCAGUUGGAUGAGAAAAUUUUUCCUUACUCAAAGAGGUCUAAUGGUUCAGUUUGUGUAACGAAGGAUGGAGAAGUAACAUGUACAGAAAGCACACAUCAAAGCUUGUCAGACUCAUUUCGUCGCUUUAUGAUUUUUAAAUGUUCACUAAUUCUAUUGGCACUAUGCAGUCUUGCUAUAAUUUGUCACAGGCAUAAACGUUUAGACCAGAAACUAAUGCAGAAAGUCAACUUUCAGAUUGCAGCUGGUGUUUAGUAUCUUCUCAUGAAUCGUAUCUGAAUUUCUCAAUGUGAUAGUCCUUUUUGUUGAUCUUGUGAUUUAAAUCAAUACUGUAACAAUGUACAUUUUAGAAUAUUAUUUUUUCUUAAGCAUCUA
Molecule: messenger RNA, 5529 nt
Organism: Schistosoma curassoni
Lineage: Eukaryota; Metazoa; Platyhelminthes; Trematoda; Strigeidida; Schistosomatidae
Source: the annotation of a GenBank genome assembly